Messenger RNA from Maudiozyma saulgeensis, 2067 nucleotides. The record is from the annotation of a GenBank genome assembly. NCBI's taxonomy places the organism in Eukaryota, Fungi, Ascomycota, Saccharomycetes, Saccharomycetales, Saccharomycetaceae.
AUGAGAGCUUAUGGCAGAAGAGGAAGGACUGCACCUACCAUAUCCAUCUCACAAUCAAUGGCUUCAGAUGUCAGUUUUAGUCAGAGUGAAGAUGAGAUAAGUAAUGAAUCUGAAAUUGAGCAAACUCAUAGUGAGAUGAAUACAUCAUAUUCAUCACCUGGAAUAAAACCGAAGAAAACUCUUAAUGGAAAGGUUGAAAAAAGCACAGACACGACGAACAGAUCUGGAAGAGAUGCCAGAAAAAUGAUACCAUCUAGUGAUUUAAUAUUACAUGAAGUUGAUUGUCAUUCAUCAUUUGAAACAAUUGAACCUUGUCCUUCAUCAGAUAUUAAUAUUAGUGCUCAUAAAUUUGAAAUAUCACCGAAAAAGGCAGUCCAAAAUGAUGAAAAAAAUAUGAAAGACCUACAAGUCUUUGAUUUCCUAGAUAUGCCCAACAAUGAUACGAAACGUCGUAAGACUAAUUACUACAAGCAUGUCGCAUAUGACGUGGAGGCACAAUCAGAGGAAGAAGAAGAAGAAGAAGAAGAAGGUGUCUUCGAUGGUCCAGAAAGAAUAAACCCUUCAAUGAAUAAGGUACUGGAAAAUGUUGGAAACUUCCUAUUAACUCUUGAGCCAAAAAAAGACCAUUCACUAGAAGAUAUGUUUGAUGAGGAGAGAAAGGACUGCAAUAAAAGAGAUGCAUACGACGGUAAAGUCAAUAAAGGACAAAAGGUAUAUAAUAAUAGAAGAACCCUUUUAGUGAAAAAUAGUACUAUCGAAGAUGGGGAACAAAGUAUAGUAGAUGAGUACCUAGAUGAGAUCGAAGAAAAUCGAAAUAAAGGUACAGAAAGUAAUGAUAGUUCUGUCCAUAUUACAAGGUCAGUAAUCCCAAAACGAAAUGAUAAAACAUACACAUUUAAUGAAUUAAAAAACAUUGGAAAUUCCCUCAAGUACCAAGAAGAUUAUGAUUAUUUAACGAAUACUUUACAAAAAAGCACUUCAUUAAGUAGCACCAUAUCCAUAUUAUCUGAGUUCAUAUUAGCUAUAAGUGGUGACGAUGAAUUUUUACUCUAUAUUGCGAAACACCAUAGUGAUGACAUUUGCAAAUGGUGUCUCCAACAGGACCCGUCAAAUAAUCAGGAGCUAUUAUUAUUACAAGGAUAUAUUUUGAACUUGUUUCACAAGAGCUCAGAUUUUUUUAAUAAAAUGGAAAAUGUGAAGCAGGUAUUACUUAAUCUGGGGAAAUGCGUAACAGUAUCAGUAGGAUUAAAGACCAACAGCAAAAUGCAAAAAUUGAUGUACUUAGACUUUCUUAAGAUAAAUGGUGAAAGCUCAGGCCUGAAUUAUGCACUCAAUAUAUGGAAUACCCAUAUUACUAAAUUUCCAACUGAAUAUAUAGCUAAAGUAUUACGACUAUUAAUGAAAAUCUCAGAUAAUCAAGAGAAAACAAAAUAUAUGUGUUGCUCGUCAUAUUUCAGUCUUUUGCAAACAGUGCUCGAUGCGUUGAAGGAUAACGACCUCGAGGGCGACGAUAUUGACACAGAGAAACGUGAAAUCUGCAAAAUGUUAACAAAUAACAAUGACCUUAUUAACAAUGAUGAAUACUUAAAAUGCCUAGUUAUUGCUACAAAUGAUCGAAGCUCAACAGCGAUUAUUGAUCAUAAAACGGUAGACGAUAUUAUGGAGGUGAUUCUUCAUAGUAUAAUACGACACUUGAAAGGGAGAUCUGAAGGAAAUGAUGAUAAUAUAAUUCUACAAUUAGGUGUUUGUCUGAAUACCCUCAAUGACUGCCGCACUGAUAUCAAUAUCCCCGAUACUACAUGGUACCGAUUAAAGAAUUUGAUUCUUCAAAACGAUAUUCAUGAAGUACACACGCCAAUUAUUCAAAACCUGCUAUACUUGAACUUUGCAUUUCUGACAAUUAUUAAAACAAAUAAAAAUGUCUCUGCAGGUGAGUCAUUAUUGUCAGAUACUGAAAAAAUGCAACUAACCAAUGCACUUGACCUAUUCAAAUUGGAUGCAAGUAACAUUAACAAGUUUGUAGAUGAAAAAAUUAUGCAUGCUAUUAUGGAAGUAAAAAAAAUAUAA